AUGAUUGUUCUCAGGCAAACAUCCUUUAAUAAUCAUCGGCACCGGCGACAGCAGCAGCUCAUCCAUGGCGGCCAAGGCGGUUCCAAGAAGUCCGCCGGGACAAAGAUCGGAGAGGUGAUCGGCGGCGCAACCGCCGUGUGUUGCUGUUUUCCCAUUGGUUUGGCCAACGUUGUGUUCCUUGCUAUUUACAAGGUCCCGGCUGGUCUCUGCAGACAGGCGCUGGAGAAAAGAAAGCAGCGCCGUCGACUGAGACAAGCCAGAAAAGAAGGGUUGUACCCUCCAAAUCGUUGCUAUAGCUACGCCUUAGACGAAGAAUUUGGAGGUAAAUUUUUCGGCCGCGGCGGCGGUGGUGAAGAGGAUGUAGCUAAGAAAUUGAAAGAUGAGAAGUUGGAAGAAGAAAUGAUAGACAAAGAGGUUAUGGAGCUUGAGAAGGAGAUGUGGGAAACAUUUUAUGGCACUGGGUUUUGGAGAAGUUGUUCUAAAAGAGAUAAUUCAUCAUCACAAGGUUUUAUUAGCAUUGUUUCUGGUCCUAAUGCUCAAGUUCAUGAUGCUAAAUAUUGUACAGAAUUUAUCUAG
Molecule: messenger RNA, 576 nt
Organism: Arachis duranensis
Lineage: Eukaryota; Viridiplantae; Streptophyta; Magnoliopsida; Fabales; Fabaceae
Exons: 1
Coding region: 1-576 (191 amino acids)
Source: RefSeq, a predicted model, not a curated record